Chironomus riparius is the source of this 201-nucleotide messenger RNA. The record is from the annotation of a GenBank genome assembly. NCBI's taxonomy places the organism in Eukaryota, Metazoa, Arthropoda, Insecta, Diptera, Chironomidae.
AUGAUUUAUGCAUGUGCUGAUUUAUCAUAUGCUUCAUUCUUUAAAUCAGUGAUGACCAACCCGUGUGCAGUAAUAAAAUUUGGGAUAUCCAACAAACCGUUUGUUGUGUGCUUAUCAGUCAUGGCUCAUCACCAAGUGUGCCUUGACACAAAAAAGAACAAUUUUAAUCUUCAUCAUCAGCAUCGCCGUCAGUGCUCAUAA